Pygocentrus nattereri (red-bellied piranha) is the source of this 2145-nucleotide messenger RNA. RefSeq names its product arylsulfatase family, member K (gene arsk). The transcript has 8 exons. The coding region runs from base 326 to 1894 and encodes 522 amino acids. The record is from RefSeq and is a predicted model, not a curated record. Lineage: Eukaryota; Metazoa; Chordata; Actinopteri; Characiformes; Serrasalmidae.
GGGACGAGGCGGAUACACGUCUGCUGGUCAUGGAAGGGACUUUUAUAAGAAGUGUUCAUCUUGGAAUUCGUUCCCAGCGCUCAGACAGUUGGAUAGCCACACGGCAGGCUUCAGUCUCCGAGAGCGAUGAGCAGUAAAAGACGCGAUUUAACCUGCAGCAGAAGCAGCUGUUCUGUUGAUAAAGCUCACUAGCACAACAGAAAUGACAGCUAUGUUGCAGAAGACGCUAAUUUAGUUUAGCCUUGGAUGUGGUCCCGCUGUCCUUUUGAGGGCAUAUGCAACACUUUGGAUAGACGUUGGUCCUGAAGUGAAGGCCUGCACUACCAUGAAGCCCGUCUUGCUGCUUCAGCUUUUCCAGCUCCGAGUGGUCUGUUCGUAUAUUAACAGCGCGUCCCCUCAACCGCCAAACAUAGUGAUGGUGAUGUCUGAUGCAUUUGACGGGAGAUUAACCUUUGCUCCAGGGAAUAAAGUUGUCCAACUACCUUUCAUUAACUACAUCAGGCAGAUGGGUGCUGUCUUUCUCAACUCGUACACCAACUCUCCUAUAUGCUGUCCUUCAAGAGCAGCCAUGUGGAGCGGUCAUUUUGUCCACUUAACUGAGGCCUGGAACAAUUAUAAAUGUCUUGCUCCCAAUGCCACAACAUGGAUGGACCAUCUAGAAAAGGCUGGGUACCACACCCACAGCAUGGGGAAGUUAGACUACACAUCUGGAAGCCACUCUGUGAGCAAUCGUGUGGAGGCUUGGACCAGAGAGGUGCUGUUUCUCCUGAGGCAGGAGGGCCGUCCAGUGACAGACUUGGUCGGUGACACUUCUACAUUGAGAGUCAUGUCCAAAGACUGGAACAACACAGACAGAGCUGUGCAGUGGAUCAGGAACAGUGCUACAGCUCUCACGCAGCCAUUUGUCCUGUACCUGGGACUGAACCUACCUCACCCCUACCGCACAGAGGCCCUGGGCCCCACUGCUGGAGGCUCCACCUUCCGCACCUCCCCCUACUGGCUCAAAAAGGUCUCUCUUGAACAAGUUUCCGUGCCAAAAUGGUUGCCAUUUUCAGAAAUGCAUCCUGUUGAUUAUUAUUCUACCUUCACCAAAAACUGCAGUGGUGACUUCUCUGAGCAGGAGAUCAAAGACAUCCGAGCCUUUUACUAUGCUAUGUGUGCUGAAACGGAUGCCAUGCUUGGUGAGGUGAUUGCUGCUCUCAGGGAUACAGGCUUGUUGAAUUCCACAGUGUUGCUGUUCACUUCUGAUCAUGGGGAUCUGGCUAUGGAGCACAGGCAGUUCUACAAGAUGUCCAUGUUUGAGGGGAGCUCCCAUGUACCUUUACUUAUGAUGGGGCCAGGGGUUAAGACUGGCCUUGAGAUCAGUUUACCGGUCUCACUUGUUGACCUGUAUCCCUCAAUGCUUGAUAUUGCAGGUGUUCAAAUACCAGAUGACCUGAGCGGUCACUCUCUCAUGCCUCUGGCCUCACAAGCUAAUGAGCCAAAUCACCCUGGCUGGAUAUUAAGUGAAUACCACGGUUGCAAUGCUAAUGCCUCAACUUAUAUGCUGAGGAUGGCUCAGUGGAAGUACAUCACCUAUUCAGAUGGCUUGAGUGUCCCGCCACAACUCUUUGACCUCUCCAAGGAUACAGCUGAGCUACACAACAUGGCCUCCCAUUACCCUGGUCUGUGUCAGCAACUGGAUAAACUCCUGCGUUCUAUAGUGGACUACCCCACAGUUUCUAAGGCUGUCCAGCGCUACAACAAGCAGCAGUUUCUAGCAUGGAAGCAGGGCCUUGGGAACAAUUACACACAGGUCAUUGCCAACCUGCGCUGGCAUAUCGACUGGCAGAAGAAUCCACAGUAUAACGAGAAAGCCAUUGAGGAUUGGCUUACAGGCCUCAGAAUGACCUAAUACUCCUGGGACCAACUAAACAAAAGAAGAACAAGAGUGAAAGCUUCCUACAAGAAAAGCGAAUGAUUUUUCUUUCUAGCACUGUCUGUGACUGCAGGUGUGAUUUUGAAAAUAGGUUUUUAUUGAUUACAAAUGCUUGGGUGUAAAUGAAGUCUGGUGCUGCUAACAGUGGGACUAAAUAAAGGGGAGUGCAUGCCAAAAAUAUUUUGUACUAUUAUAAGAUUGUGAAUUAAAUUAUUUUCUUGAAGUCA